This is a messenger RNA of Rotaria socialis, 645 nucleotides long. The record is from the annotation of a GenBank genome assembly. NCBI's taxonomy places the organism in Eukaryota, Metazoa, Rotifera, Eurotatoria, Philodinida, Philodinidae.
AUGACUGAAUAUAAGCUCGUCGUCGUCGGUGCUGGCGGCGUGGGCAAAAGUGCAUUGACAAUUCAGCUGAUUCAAAAUCAUUUUAUUGAUGAAUACGAUCCAACUAUUGAGGAUUCAUAUCGAAAACAAGCUGUGGUCGAUGGCGAAACAUGUCUACUAGAUAUUCUUGAUACUGCUGGCCAAGAAGAAUACAGUGCUAUGCGUGAUCAAUACAUGCGUGGUGGUGAAGGUUUCCUAUGUGUAUUCGCUGUUAAUAGUGCAAAAUCAUUUGAAGAAAUAAAACAAUAUCGUGAACAGAUCAAACGUGUAAAAGAUGCUGACGAUAUUCCUAUGGUUUUGGUGGGAAAUAAAAUUGAUUUACCAACACGAACAAUUGAUUUAUCCUAUGCAAAAGAUUUUGCUGCAUCCUUAUCCAUGCCAUUUGUACAAACAUCAGCUAAAACUCGGCAAGGUGUUGAAGAAGCAUUUUAUACACUUGUUCGUGAAAUAAGAAAAUAUAAGGAACGUACACGAAAGGAUCGAAAAGGUCGGAAGAAUAAAAACGGUGGUAACGGCACAGGUGGUAGUGGAAAUAAGUUUUCAUUAAAAGAUGGUCGAAGUCAAAGUGCAAAGCGUAGCGGGAAACGAAUGUGUACGCUCAUGUAG